AUGAGCUCAUCUACGAUAAAAUCCAACGCCAAGGGAGUUUUGGGUCGGUUGCAAUUUCGUGGCGCGCGGAACUUUGUGACUCCGUCUGAAAACCUCCAGGGUGACCCUGUAUUCACGUUAGAGGAGCGCCGGCAGAUAGCUGAGCGGAAUGGUUUGGACCAAUGCCUCGAGGUCAAGUACGCUGAUACUCCCCUAGAAUGUGCCAACAAUACUAACAGUUCGACUCUGGCACCCACAGCAGCGGCUGCGGUAGCUACUAGAUUCCCUGGUCUGGGCAUGGGACCCGGUGGACCUGCUCGGGGUGGACCCCAGAUGGGAGGUGGUACAGCUACCAGUGCUCAUUAUAGUAUGGCUAAGUGGAAGUUAGGCAUGGAGGUUAUGGGGGUACCAGCGGCACAAGUCACCCUCACGGUGCAGCGGACUCUGGCUGGGCUGGGCUUUGUAUGGAAAGCUUUGUCACCAUGGAAACUGAAGGUUCGACCGGCCUAUAACAAAGAGCUGUAUGAGCUCUCAGUGAGCGUCUAUCGGAUGCAUCAGCUUAGGUAUCUUCUUGACGUUUCAGUGAGUUGUGGUUCGUUAACAGCAGCAAUGGCCGGUGCGAUGGACCUCCUAUCAGCGCUAGGGGAGAAUCCUAAUCUACCUCAUCCCCCUGCCAACCCCCAGCAAGCAGCUGCGGCUCAACAAGCAGCUGCCGCUGCGGCUGCGGCUACGGCACAUCAACAAGCGUAA
Molecule: messenger RNA, 729 nt
Organism: Perkinsus marinus ATCC 50983
Lineage: Eukaryota; Perkinsozoa; Perkinsida; Perkinsidae
Exons: 6
Coding region: 1-729 (242 amino acids)
Source: RefSeq, a predicted model, not a curated record